Molecule: messenger RNA, 2073 nt
Organism: Meriones unguiculatus (Mongolian gerbil)
Lineage: Eukaryota; Metazoa; Chordata; Mammalia; Rodentia; Muridae
Product: arylamine N-acetyltransferase 1
Exons: 5
Coding region: 416-1288 (290 amino acids)
Molecular function (GO): acetyltransferase activity
Source: RefSeq, a predicted model, not a curated record
UCUACCAGUCGCUCAUGUCCUCAGUGCGUGGGCUCAGUAUGUUUGACUGUUUACCUUCUAUGCGCCUCAUGGAGACCAUCAAUCCACUAGGUUUCAUAUACCAAAACUUCCACUACACUUUUGUGCUUGAGAGACCAGAGAUUGACCUCAGAUGUCUUCUUCAAUCACUGUCUACCUUUACCUUUGAGUCAUGCACUCAUAGCUUCAUCUCAAAUCUGCUGUGUUGACUGGUAUCAUACCUGACUGCUGUUAGGGUUGGAGUUCUCAGUCUUCCCAUAGGAAGGGAAAGAAUGAAUUUGACAAGAGACUUGUUAAUGGAGAUUCUCUGUUUUUCACGAAGAAGACAAAAUAUCCUUAAAACAUCUGAAUUAAACCCUACAGUCAGCCUACAUUAAACUUGCUGCCACAGGGGACCAUGGACAUUGAAGCAUACUUUGAAAGGAUUGGUUAUAAGAACUUAGAGGAUAAACUGGACUUGGACACAUUAACUGAAAUUCUUCAGCACCAGAUACAUGCGGUUCCUUUUGAGAAUCUUAACAUGCAUUGUGGAGAAGCCAUGGAUAUUGGCUUAGAGGCCAUUUUUGACCAGAUAGUAAGGAAGAAGCGGGGUGGUUGGUGUCUCCAGAUUAAUCAUCUGCUGUACUGGGCUCUGACCAAAAUGGGCUUUGAAACCACAAUGUUGGGAGGAUACUUUUACAUAACUCCAACCAGCAAAUACAGCAGUGAAAUGGUCCACCUUCUGGUACAGGUGACCAUCAGUGACAGGAACUACAUCGUGGAUUCUGCCUGUGGAUGCUCCUACCAGAUAUGGAAGCCUCUGGAAUUAACAUCAGGGAAGGAUCAGCCUCAGGUGCCUGCCAUCUUCCGUUUGACAGAAGAGAAUGGAACCUGGUACUUGGACCAAAUCAGAAGAGAGCACUACAUUCCAAAUGAGGAAUUUGUUAACUCAGACCUCCUUGACAAGAACAAAUAUCGAAAAAUCUAUUCCUUUACUCUUGAACCCCGCACUAUUGAGGAUUUUGUACAUGUGAAUACCUACCUUCAGACAUCAUCAACCUCUGUUUUUGUAAGCACAUCAGUUUGUUCCUUGCAGACAUCAGAAGGGGUUUCCUGUUUAGUAGGCUUCACCUUUAUGAGUAGGAAAUUCAGUUACAAGGACAACGUAGAUCUGGUCGAGUUUAAGAAGGUGAACGAGGACGAAAUGGAAGAUGUACUGAAAACUACAUUUGGCAUUUCUUUGGAGAGAAAGUUUGUGCCCAAACAUGGUAAACUAUCUUUUACUAUUUAGGGUAAGGAACAAAAUUGUUUUUUUAUUAUUAUUUCAUGUUCUCGAACAUUUGAAACAUAUGCAAAUGUAUCCAUAACAGAUAUCACCCAGCACAAUAUUGAUGCUUGUAUCUUCUAUUUCCUUCAUUUUACAAAGAAGAAAUACAAGUUGUUCUGUCAUUACAUGAAGAAAAUAUCACAUUACAAUUAAAAGAAUUUAACGCACAUAACCAUAAUUCUUUAAAGAUUAAUCGUGCAAAAAUUUCUUAAUGAAGCCUUAUUCAUUUGUAAUAGAAAACCUCCCAAUGUUAUUUUAUUGUUGAACUCACAUAAAACUUACAUUAGUGAUUGAAUAUGAAUAAUCAGAGAACUGCAGGCAUUAAAUUCAGCCAGAGUAAACCUGAUGUCCAAGGUUUACAGGAAGCCACCUUCACAGCUUAGAACCAAAAAAUAAAAUAAAAAAUAAAUUAAAAAAGGAGACAAGAAUGAGCCAUCGUUUCAGUUCCCGGUAACCUCCCAGGCCUCAAAACAAAACUCAAGCCAAAGCGUAUGGCUCUGUGUGUGUGCCAAGACAGUGACAAGGCUUGGAAUUUCCUCCAGGCUUAAUUUUUCAGAUGCAGUUCUUUGAGGUUUUUUUUAGAUACGUUCUUUGAUUUUGUAUUUGAUUUGUUUAAAAAUAUGGGAAUACUGAUCUGUAGAAUUAGGUGAUUUAUAUACCUCAUGUGAUAAUAUUUAUAGUUCAUAAAUUAUAUGUAACCUGGAAAACAUUGUUUAUGAAGUAUAAUAAACGUAAAAUAUAUUAAAACA